This is a messenger RNA of Dromaius novaehollandiae (emu), 1525 nucleotides long. It is a transcript of the gene OXNAD1, whose product is annotated as oxidoreductase NAD binding domain containing 1. Gene Ontology annotation, molecular function: oxidoreductase activity. The record is from RefSeq and is a predicted model, not a curated record. Lineage: Eukaryota; Metazoa; Chordata; Aves; Casuariiformes; Dromaiidae. Bases 349 to 1302 code for a protein of 317 amino acids. The transcript has 8 exons. Gene Ontology annotation, cellular component: mitochondrion.
CCCUCCCUCCCUCCCUCCCUGCCUCCUUCCCUCCAGUCAGAGGCUCCCCCGGUUCCCGGUCAUGUCCGCCUUCCCGCCCAGCGGAGGGGCACGGAGCAGGGGUCCUUAGGGGCCGCAGGGGCCCAGCAGGGUGCUGCUGCGACCUUGCCCUUUCCCCAGCUGAGGCGGGAGGGCGGCAUGGUUGACGCCGUCCAGCCUCCUGCUGCCCCGCUUCAGCCAGGCGCAGGCUUCUCCUGUGCCCUCCCGCCGUGUGUUUGUUAAUGCUGGGCCAAGGGGAAAGGCUGUUUGCAGCGAUAUACGUGGUCGUUUUUUGCACAAGGAGCUGGUAAUUUUGAAGAAAAGCUUUUCAUGAUGGCCUGUGCUGCUACUUCUGUGGGUUUUACUAUUCCUCAGUUACUGAGAGGUACUGGUCGAAUUUUUCCCACUCAUUCUGCAUUGGUGGUGUUGAGGCACUCUGCUUUUUGUUACUGCACAGUGAAUGGCACAACAAAGUCGAAAAGAAAGAUGGAUCAUCUAGAGAGAACAGCAAAUAAUUUUCGCCAGGAGAUGAUUUCACAAGCAAAAGUGUGUGGAAUCAGCAAUGAAUCGGAGACAGUCAAAAGACUUCGUUUGGCUAUCACAAAUAAAGAUUUUACUUUCAAAGCAGGACAAUGGGUUGAUUUCUUUAUUCCUGGAGUUUCUGUAGUUGGGGGAUUCUCAAUAUGCUCAAGCCCUGGUCUGUUGGAACGAGAUGGAAUAUUAGAGCUGGCAGUAAAGCAUGCUGUUCAUCCUCCUGCUCACUGGAUUCACACUGAGUGUACUCUUGACUCAGAAGUGGCUCUGCGAGUGGGAGGUGAUUUCUUCUUUGAUCCUCAGCCUGGUGACCCCCCUGUAAAACUAGUGCUGAUAGCAGGGGGUGUUGGAAUUAACCCAUUGUUUGCUAUACUGCUGCAUAUAGCAGAUCUUCAUGAAUAUCAAGAGAGUAAAGGAUAUGGAUACAAAAUAGGAACUGUGAAGCUGUACUACAGUGCAAAAAAUACAAACGAGCUCUUAUUUAAGAAAAAUAUUCUUGGUUUGAUGAAUGCAUUUCCUGGAAAGAUCACAUGUCGUUUCCACGUUACCCAGCAGAGUUCACAGAUCUGUAAAGAACUUCAGCCGUAUGUCACAGAGGGAAGAAUAUCUGAAGAGGAUCUAGAAAAACAUGUAUCUAAGGAUACUUUAUGGUACAUCUGUGGUCCACCUCCAAUGAUAGAAUCUAUAUCCAAACUACUAGCAAAUAUUGGUGUUUCUAGAGACUGUGUUUUCUUUGAGAAAUGGUGGUAGCGAGAGCUGUUGAACAGAAAAUGUAGUAUUUGUUUUCAAUUUAUUUUGAUGAGGUAAAAUGUACAUAAAAUGGAGUAUGACUCAAUUGGAAGAUUUCACGCCAUACAUGAGGUCAUCCUGAAUCACAGUUGUGUUCCCUAGAUUUAACUAUAAUGUAUCUUUAAUACAGUGCUGCUACUUUGGAAAAAAAAGGUGAUUUUUAUAUUAAAGACAUUAAUUCUUC